ACACGUCAAACUUCACAAGAUGGCGGAGUCUGUUGAUGAUACGAGCUGGGUAACGGAUCUGGAGACUGCACUUAUAGAAGAGUGUGACUUUGGGACGCUGAGAAACAUUUGUAAAUGUCGCCCAGUACCAGAUCACCUGAGAGCAGAGGUGUGGCAGAUUUGCCUGAAUGUACAGAACAAAGGUGACAGUAUGGGGACAUUUGAUGGUCUCUAUGACAUGGAGGAACAAGGCUUAGUGAGGGAGGACUGUCGUACACUUGUUGAUAAACUUGGCAAUGAAGAGGAAGAUAAAGUGUCUAUUGUCAGUGAUCUCGAGUCCAUAGCAACGUUCUUCUCGAAAUCUCGCAACGAAAAAUACACAUCAGACAAUGGAUGGCUGGAUAUUCUACAACCACUGUUAUCUCAGAAACUGGGACGCGGAGAGGUCUAUAACUGUUUCUACUCCCUAACCAACAAGUAUAUCCCCAGGGACUGUAUGAAGAAUGGGAAGCCGUUUCACUUGUUUCGCCUACUGCUGCAAUACCACGACCCAGAACUCUGUUCCUUCCUCGACACCAAAAAGAUCACACCAGACACCUACGCACAAAGUUGGUUCCGCUGUUUAUUUGCUGCCACCUGUGACCUGCAGGUCAUCAAGUACAUGUGGGAUGUGUACUUCCAGCAUGGCGACCCAUUCCUCGUUUUCUUCAUGGCCCUCGUCAUUCUCGUGAACGCCAGGGACCAGCUGAUGUCGAGUGAGGGGGAGACUAAACAGACACUGAUUGAAAUGUUGGCAACGUUUCCUGGAGGAUUGGAGGCUGAAGACAUAGAAGAUUUCUGCUCUCUUGCCCAGUACUAUGCAUCCAAAACGCCUCAGUCAUUCCGCAGGGAUUACCAGGGACCACUUUUUGGCACGAGCAUGAUCCCAGUCAGUGAAGCGUUUGGAAUCCAGGUCUCUCAGGCUCUUUGCUUACCUGUAUCAGUAGCAGAGCUGUUACAAGCCAACAAAUCCUCUGUAAGUGGAGAUGGAGUUCGUUAUUUUAUUGUUGACUGUCGACCAGCAGAACAGUACAACCGCGGCCACCUCCCCACAGCCUUUCAUCUAGACGCAGACCUUAUGUUACAAAACCCGAUGGAGUUCAACACAGCUGUGCAGGCCCUACUAGCGGCCCAGCAACAGGCCAUCUCGUCAGGUUCUGUGGCUGGGGGAGAACACCUGUGUUUUAUUGGGAGUGGACGGGAGGAGGAGGACCAGUACGUACACAUGGUGGUAGCUAACUUCCUACAGAAACACUACCAGUACAUCAGUAUAGCCCGCGGAGGCUACGGAGCUGUGGUCCAGGUUCUACGCGAGAACGUGAUAGCAGACCUCGGUGAGGAGUACACUAGAUUACUGGAAGUGUGUAGCAUGGACGCCUGUGGCAGUGCCAGUGAUGUGGAAAACGGAGAAGAUUUCACACAUGGCCUCAAGGGUGAAGCUGGCGAAGGAUCAUUAUUGGGAAAGAUCUCCAAUGUAGUGAAGAGUAAAGGGGCAGAGAUGAAGCAGAAACUCACUGACUAUAUCAAAAACGAACACCAGCUUCCAGAGAGACAUGUCAGUAACACAGACAGGGUGGGCAAGCGCUACCGGAACAUGGAGAACGUCUUCUCCAUUGGUGAUGAUGAUGAUGCUGAAGAUCCGACAAUGGGCUCAUCCGACGAUGAGAGGAAGGAAACGAUAAGUCUGGAGACUUGGCUGAAGAAACCAAACAUGGUGUACACAUGUAAAUGUCAGGAGGUUAUCUCCAACGGUUACAUGUAUCCUACAUAUCUUUUUGUGACAGACUCCCAUCUGUAUGUCCUUCGAGAGAUCACCUCUCGUAAAGGCAUGGCGCACAUCCAGGCACGACGAGCACUCGGCAGCAUUGUCAAAAUUACAUCAAAAAAGAGACAUCCGGAACUGAUCACGUUUAAAUACGGGUGUACGGAGGACGAUAACUCUAUAACUGUGUCAGACUUGGAGCGAUUCUUAAUUCCAAAAGCAGGCGAGGCAACAAAAGUGAUAAAGACACAGAUUAUGAAAGUGCUUGAUGCACUUGAGCGGUGACAAUGAUUGGCUGUUGUUGAUAUGCCCUCUUGUGUGUGCAAGAAUGAGGGUUAUUUUGUUUGUUAUAUUUAGGGUUAAUUUUUAGAAUGUGAUGAUUUUUGAAAUUUCCAAGAUAUCUGACGGUGAAUAUUAGAGAGCUUUUAGCAGAUCAUGAUGAGUUCUCAACAUCAACUCUUGCAUUGGACACAGUUUUAAUGACUGUUAUAGAGGGGGGGGGGGGGGG
This is a messenger RNA of Mizuhopecten yessoensis (Yesso scallop), 2288 nucleotides long. RefSeq names its product TBC1 domain family member 23-like. The coding region runs from base 20 to 2065 and encodes 681 amino acids. NCBI's taxonomy places the organism in Eukaryota, Metazoa, Mollusca, Bivalvia, Pectinida, Pectinidae. The record is from RefSeq and is a predicted model, not a curated record. Gene Ontology annotation, cellular component: trans-Golgi network. The transcript has 17 exons. Gene Ontology annotation, biological process: retrograde transport, endosome to Golgi.